AUGACUACUUUAAUAGCAAGAAAUACAACGAUUCCAACAAAGAAAGCACAAAUUUUCACCACCAAGAAUGACUAUCAAUCUGAAAUCCAAAUUAAAAUCUAUUUAGGUUAUAGAUACUUGACUAAAGAUUGUCUUUUUUUAGAACAAUUUAAUUUAACUGGUAUUUUUCCAGCUCUCAAAGGAGUUCCUGAAAUUUUGAUAACAUCUGAGAUUGAUUCGGAUUAUACUCUUACUAUGACUGCCUAAGAUCUAUGUUCAAAGAAUAGUAAUAGCAUAAUUAUAGCUAACUUUUAUAAGGGAUUAACGAGGGAAUAUAUUGAAAAACAUAUUCUGGAUGCUGAAAAAUUAGAAGAUGAAGACAAAAUGAUAAAAAGUACAAUUGAAGAAAAGAAUAAUCUGGAAUCUACUAUAUAUCUUAUUAGAAAUACAAUUAAUAAUGAAAAGUUUAACCUUAAAUUCUCUAAUAUUGAAAAGUCAUAGUAUUAAUUGAUUGUAAAUGAAACAAUAGAAUGGAUUCACAAGAAUCAAAAUGUUGAUAUUAAAGAGUAUUAAAAUAAAUUGCAGGAACUUGAAAAAGUUUAGCAAUAGCUUAAUUAGUAGGUCUGUUUAGAUGAUAAUGAUUCGUAGUAUGCAAAAGCAUGGUUUGAAAGGAGUGCUAAAUUUUCACUUGGCUGA
This is a messenger RNA of Paramecium tetraurelia, 675 nucleotides long. RefSeq lists its product as uncharacterized. Gene Ontology annotation, cellular component: cytoplasm. Gene Ontology annotation, molecular function: ATP binding; ATP-dependent protein folding chaperone; heat shock protein binding. Gene Ontology annotation, biological process: cellular response to unfolded protein; protein refolding. The record is from RefSeq and is a predicted model, not a curated record. The transcript has a single exon. NCBI's taxonomy places the organism in Eukaryota, Ciliophora, Oligohymenophorea, Peniculida, Parameciidae.